AUGGCUGAGUUGGUCUACCAACUGCAUCCCAAAUUUGAGAAGCCCAAACGCCCGUUCAUGCGAAUGAACUACAAAGACGCUAUCAAGUAUCUCGUCGAGAAUGGUAUCAAAAGGAAAGAUGAAGAGACUGAAGAAAUGGUUGACCACGUUAUUGGCGAUGACAUUGCCGAGGCAGCCGAACGUCAAAUGACGGAUCAACUAAACGUCCCUAUCUUCCUCUAUGGGUUCCCGAAGGAACUUAAGUCUUUCUAUAUGAAGAAGAUUCCCGGAGACGAAGCUUUCACAGAGAGUUGCGACCUACUUAUGCCGAACGUUGGAGAGAUUGUUGGGGGAUCUAUGCGUAUUGCGGAUAUGCAGGAACUCCUUGAGGGUUACAAGCGCGAGGGAAUUGACCCUGCGCCAUACUACUGGUUCACCGACCAACGUAAAUACGGCACAUGCGAACAUGGUGGAUAUGGGUUGGGUGUCGAGCGACUCUUGGCCUGGCUUACCAACCGCUUUACGGUUAGGGAGUGCUCCCUGUAUCCUCGCUGGCCUGGUCGCGCCACCCCCUAA
Molecule: messenger RNA, 555 nt
Organism: Rhizoctonia solani
Lineage: Eukaryota; Fungi; Basidiomycota; Agaricomycetes; Cantharellales; Ceratobasidiaceae
Product: asparaginyl-tRNA synthetase
Exons: 5
Coding region: 1-555 (184 amino acids)
Biological process (GO): asparaginyl-tRNA aminoacylation
Cellular component (GO): cytoplasm
Molecular function (GO): ATP binding; asparagine-tRNA ligase activity
Source: RefSeq, a predicted model, not a curated record